CGCCACACACACUUGACAGUGCAGCUGAGGAGGCAGAGCACCACAGGGUAGCUACCAGUAGCACAUACACUAACAAUGGCGAUGGCAAGGGUGCCCAUCCUCGUCGCCGUGGCCCUCAUGGCCGCGUCGGCCUCCUGCAGCGCAUGGGAUCCCACCAUCCGGAUGGUCGACGACGCGGUGGCGCCGCUCAUCCACGCGCUGCGGCCGCUGCUGGGCUCCGGCGGGCAGCUGGGGAGCCGCGGCGGCGUGCCGUGCGACAGCUGGAGGCUGGGCGUGGAGGCGUACAACGUGCGGGACUGGAAGACGGUGCCGGCCAACUGCGAGGGCUACGUGGGGCACUACAUGCUCGGCAACCACUUCCGGCGCGACUUCAAGGUCGUCAUCGACCAGGCCAUCGCCUACGUCGACGGCCUCAAGCUCGCCGGCAACGGCAAGGACGUGUGGGUCUUCGACAUCGACGAGACCACCCUCUCCAACCUCCCUUACUACGCCACGCACGGCUUUGGGGCUAGGCCAUACAACGCGACGAGCUUCGACGCGUACGUGCUGGAGGGGAGCGCGCCGGCGCUGCCGGAGACGAAGCGGCUCUACUACAAGCUACUCAAGGUGGGCAUCAAGCCGGUGUUCAUCACAGGCCGGACGGAGGACAAGAGGGCCGUCACCGUCGGGAACCUCCGCAGCCAGGGCUUCUCCGGGUGGAUGAACCUGACGCUCAAGCAGCACGGAUUCAAGGGCUCCGCCAUAUCCUACAAGUCCGCCGAGAGGAAGAAGCUGCAGGACGCCGGGUACGUCAUCGUCGGCAACAUCGGCGACCAGUGGAGCGACAUCCUCGGCGCGCCCGAGGGCGCUCGCACCUUCAAGCUGCCUGACCCCAUUUACUACAUCGCCUAGGUCGGCUGCGGCCAUUUGGUUGCCCCAUGCUCGUGCUCCACGAAUAAUAAUCAAGCUCCAUGCUCUCUUGAUACUCCAUGGAGUAAUUGUUAUCUGCAUGCUCGAUGCAUCAGUAAUAAUCCACUGUGUUUUGUUUUUUUGA
Messenger RNA from Hordeum vulgare subsp. vulgare (domesticated barley), 1033 nucleotides. Its product is annotated as acid phosphatase 1-like. The record is from RefSeq and is a predicted model, not a curated record. Bases 76 to 891 code for a protein of 271 amino acids. The transcript is spliced from 2 exons. Gene Ontology annotation, molecular function: acid phosphatase activity. Lineage: Eukaryota; Viridiplantae; Streptophyta; Magnoliopsida; Poales; Poaceae.